This is a messenger RNA of Gallus gallus (chicken), 1574 nucleotides long. RefSeq names its product F-box and leucine rich repeat protein 12 (gene FBXL12). Bases 28 to 969 code for a protein of 313 amino acids. NCBI's taxonomy places the organism in Eukaryota, Metazoa, Chordata, Aves, Galliformes, Phasianidae. Gene Ontology annotation, molecular function: protein binding. The transcript is spliced from 3 exons. The record is from RefSeq and is a predicted model, not a curated record. Gene Ontology annotation, biological process: SCF-dependent proteasomal ubiquitin-dependent protein catabolic process. Gene Ontology annotation, cellular component: SCF ubiquitin ligase complex.
AAGCGCCGGAAGUGGGAGCGGCCAAAGAUGGCGGCUGCGGAGUUGGCGGCGCUGCCGGAGUUGGUGGUGCUGCGGAUCCUGGAGCUGCUGCCUCUGCGGGAUCGGCUGCGGGCGGCCAGCGUCUGCCGCCGUUGGAAGCGGAUCGCAGAGAACGGGGCGCUGUGGACUGAGGUGGAUCUGACCCCACACAAGCUCAGCUGCAGGACACUCUGGCACGCACUUCGGCACUGUCUCCGCCCCAACCUCCUCACACUGCGUCUCCGUGGCACUCUGCGUACCACCAGCAGACACCGCCUGCUAUCCCCAGCUCUGCUCUCUGCCCUGACCACGCGCUGCCCCCACCUCCAACACCUCUCCCUGACCGAAGCCGACCUCCAUACCAUACCUUACAACAGCCUUCCCCCAUCCCUCACCACUCUGGAGCUGUGCUGCUGUGAGAUCCCCUCGCUGUGGUUCUUUGGAUCCGAUGCCCCGCGCCUGCAGCACCUCGAGCUCCACAACGUCCCCGCUUUCUCCGACCGCCACCUCCUGAACGUCUCCUCCCACAGCCACCUGAGGACACUGAGCCUUUUGGGGACGUACCGUGUGACGGACGUGGGGAUGGAGAGGGCAGCCCCACACCUGGAGGGGUUGGAACACCUGGAGCUGCAGCACUGCGUCCUGACGGACUCAGCCCUUCACUUCAUCGCCCGUCACAUGAAACGACUUCGUGUCCUGGAGAUCACCUCCAUUCCCCACCUGACAGAUUUGGGGUUGGCUUCCUUAGCAGCUCUGGAGCACCUGGAGGUGCUGCACCUGGAUCUGUACAACAAAUUCUCCCUCCGUGCUGUCACUGCGUUGUGCCGAGCGCUGCCCCGGCUGCGGAGCCUCACGUUGGAUGGGGUUCACUCUGAGGAUGAAACCAUGGGUGAAAUUCGGGUGGUUGUGCCCCGCUGCAGCUUCACACCCCCUCCCCGACCCCAGGCUUAAAUCCAGGCCAGAACUGCAGCACGAGGCCUUCACUUCAUCCCUUCCUGAGGUGCUGCUUUAUGGGGGAAGGCCUUUUCCACCUCUUUUUGGAGGAGAUUUGGAGGAGGACCGCAGCAGUCAUGAGCUGCACCGCAGGGUUGGUCACCAACUGGGAUUGCUCUUAUAGCACGGAUUAGGAAAGAUGGUGAGCACCCAAUUUGGGCUCUUGAGCGAGCAGGGGGAGGGCGGGUGGAACUGAUGGUGUCUUUGGGACCAAAAUGAAACCUUUCUCUGCUCAUCUUCCUCCAGCUGAGCUCCGGACCUCCAGUUAAUGCCUGACUGGGAUUGCAUCAUUGAACAACAAGUGGAAGAGCUGGGGCGAUCUGCCCUGCUUGGUGUUGUCACGGUCCAGCUGUUGCAUCACCUCUUCCUUCCCUUCACCUUUUGGUGUCAGAAGGGAUAUUUUUGGUCCGAAAUGUUCAGUCCCCAAUGCAGGUGUUGCUCCUCGGAGCGGCUGCGUUGCGUUGUCGCGGUGUCGUUAUCGCAGCUGUAGUGUUGUGAGGUUGUCUGGAGGACCCAAACCUAUCAGAUAUUGUAUGCGUUAAAUAAAAAAUGCACCUACUUAA